Molecule: messenger RNA, 787 nt
Organism: Limulus polyphemus (Atlantic horseshoe crab)
Lineage: Eukaryota; Metazoa; Arthropoda; Merostomata; Xiphosura; Limulidae
Product: 39S ribosomal protein L3, mitochondrial-like
Exons: 3
Coding region: 114-602 (162 amino acids)
Biological process (GO): translation
Cellular component (GO): mitochondrial large ribosomal subunit; ribosome
Molecular function (GO): structural constituent of ribosome
Source: RefSeq, a predicted model, not a curated record
GCUUCUUAUAGGGCCUUGAUAAACAUCUUGAGGAAUGAGGAAGAGAUUAAUCUUUAUAGAUGAAUGUAAUGUGUGUGAAUGAAUAUUAAUGUGUGGUUUUGUUUAUCAUAUCUAUGUGUAACUUUGUUCAUAAUUGUAGAAUUGGUCAUGGUUUCCAAGGUGUAGUAAAACGUUGGGGGAUGAAAGGAGGCCCCAGAACUCAUGGUAACACAAAAUCACAUCGUAGGCCUGGAGCAAUAGGUGGAGGAGCGAAAAAGGCAAAUGUAUGGAAAGGAAAAAAGAUGCCAGGACACAUGGGACAAGAAAAAAGAAUUCUUCGAGGGUUGAAGAUUUGGCGUAUCAACACCAAGUAUAACGUGAUCUGGGUGCAUGGGCCCGCUGUUCCUGGUCAUGUACACCACUAUGUUUACAUAAUGGAUGCAAGUGCAGAGAACCGAAAAUUUUCAGAAGAGAAUCCACCUCCGUAUUUUCCUACUUAUUACCCAGACAGUUCAAAUCCACUCCCUGAAGAGCUGUAUGAUGAAGAUCUUCAUAUGUUUCAUGAUGGAACAAUAAUUUUUGAAGAUAAAGAACAGGAUGUGGGGGCAGUCAGGAAAAAGUGAAACUGGAAAUAUCUAGUAAUUUUAAAAUUUACUUCACAUCUGCUACUUUCCAUUAGUAGCAUUAGUAAAUAAUGACAAGGUUUAAACACCAGAGCUGUAAGCCUAUAAACGGAUGUCAAAACAAAAAUUUCUGUAGCAGUAGGGCCAUCAGUGGAGUUUCAAUAAAGAGAAUACGUAUUAUUCAC